Messenger RNA from Trypanosoma rangeli, 2814 nucleotides. RefSeq names its product putative C-terminal motor kinesin. The coding region runs from base 1 to 2814 and encodes 937 amino acids. Lineage: Eukaryota; Euglenozoa; Kinetoplastea; Trypanosomatida; Trypanosomatidae. The record is from RefSeq and is a predicted model, not a curated record. Gene Ontology annotation, biological process: microtubule-based movement. Gene Ontology annotation, cellular component: microtubule; kinesin complex. Gene Ontology annotation, molecular function: ATP hydrolysis activity; microtubule binding; ATP binding. The transcript has a single exon.
AUGAGCUCGAUGCCGUCUCAUGUGCGUAUCAUUGUCCGCACGAGGCCCACUGACUUUAUUGCAGGCAAUCUUAGCAUCCAGUCAAAGGGGACGCUGCAGAUCACUCGAAGAGCGGCGGCAGGCGUGGGGAAUAGUGAAGUGUCGUCGUCGUCACCUACGGCCUCUUCGACGCCGGAGAAUCUGACAUUUACCUUUGGUGCAGUGCUGCACAACGCCUCGCAGGAGGCGGUGUUCGAAGCGACAACCGCCGACCUGGUGGAUUCUGUGCUCCAGGGCUUCAACUGCACGCUGCUUUGCUACGGCCAGUGCGGGUCCGGGAAGACCUACACCCUGUUCGGCGGCAACACCUACCCCACGCGAGGGUGUGUUCCGCGCGCCAUUCAGGCUAUGUUUGAAACCAUUGCGGCGUCUUCGGAUCACGAGUUUAAGGUGAGCCUCACCUUCGUUGAGGUGCACAGCGAUCAGUUGUUUGAUCUCCUGGGAAAACUGCCGCUCGCUUCUACGAGACCCGGCGACAGGAACAGAAACGCCAACAAAGUCUCCGUGACACUUACUGCCACCGGAGAGGUGGCACUGCGUGGGGCGGAGGUGCGGCAAUGCACCAACGAGGCCGAGGCCCUGACGGCUGUCUUUGAGGGCAUGCAGCGGCGCAUGACCAGUGUGAAUUCUCUUAACCAGCGUGGCUCACGCUCGCACGCGGUACUUACACUUUACGUGGAAAGUAAGAGCCUGGUAGACAGCGACGCCCUCGUUCAUCAUUCCCAGAUUGACUUUGUGGAUUUGGCUGGCACGGAGCGGCCAAACAUGGUGGAAGACGAGGUUGCGAAGCGAGAGGCAAAGAUUGUUAACCGUUCCCUUAUGAUGUUUGAGCAGGUUGUUUUGGCUCUCUCGGGCCCUCAGUCGCGUCAUGUGCCGUACCGCCAAAGCAAACUUACCAUGCUGUUGAAGAACUCCAUUGGGGGUACCAGCCGAACGACUCUCAUUGCCAACAUAUGGCCCGAAGAGCGCAAUACCGAGGCCACUGUGGCAACGUUAAACUUUGCCAAGCGGCUAUUGCGAAUUGAGUCAAAUCCCACCGUGCAUGCCUCCAUGGACCCAGAAGCACACAUCAAGCAACUUCAGAAGCAGGUGCUCAGCCUAAAGUCCGAGUUACGCAUGCAAGAUCAACUGGCUGGGCGGGAGGCGUUUUCUACUGCACCUCUGGACGGCGACGAGAUGCAAAUGGCACGGGGGCGUGUCAUGGACUUUGUGGACGGAACCGCUCCGCAGGUGCGUGUGGGCUCUGUGCGGGAAAUGCAUGCCUGUUUUCUGGCCCUCAAGACAAUUCUGGGCGAGCGUGACGCACAAUUGAAGGAGAUGGGGCGGCAAAUGGCAACAUCGUCACGCCCUUGUAGUUCCGGAAGCAAUAAGGGCAUCACGAGGCAAAAAUCGGCCUCAAAGCAGCAAGGCUUGACCGUUGCGAAGGAACCGACCAAAUUUGUGGCUAGCAUUGAAGAUGUCGAGGCUGGCGUGAGUGUGGGCACGACACAGCGACCAAGUGCUGUGAUCCAAGACAUGUUUUUUCAGCAGCGAACGCUCGGCCCUUCUACCAUGUCAUCAACGAUGCAACCCGGAGUGAGGGAGCGGAGCUCUGACGUACGCUCCGCCGCCGCCGUCACACCCGUUUCCACACUUGCAAUGACAACAGCAACAACAGCGGUGACCAUGACCCCCACUGUCUCCCGCGCCGUUACACCCGCUGAAGCAACAACCCCCGUAUCCACCAACACUGCCAGGGUGGCAGCGUGCCCGCCCCCAGAUGGAGAUUUGCUGAAAGCGCAGCCCUGUACACAACGCGUUUUUACGUGUCCCUUCACGGAAAAACAAGACAAUAUUUUUCCGCUGCUUGAGCGCUCAACUGCUGAAACAGGCACUCCACUUUCAAGGUUUUUGGGACGGCAGGAUAACUUGAUACGCGACCGACGCGCGGCGUUUGAGACGUACAAGCGGACAAGCAGCGGCGCUUGCCAGUUGAAGUCUAUAGAUGCUGUCCGAAACCUUUUGGCGGAGAAGAAUGAGUUGAUAUUGCAGUUUCAAAAACGAUUGAACGAGAUUCAGGCCAAAAGGGAGACAAGUAUGAAAGUUGAACAACCGCAGAGCACAACGGUGGAAGAGCGCGUGACGGCACGUUGCACCUCCUCAGAUGCGGUGCGCUCAUCCCCCGCCUUGUUGGAGGACUGUUGCAGCGGUCAUGAUGACAAUGUGAGUUCUGCUGAUGCGUUUUUUGCGUCAGACAGGGAAAAAAUUUCUCGCAUGACGUUGGAAGAAAGGAAAGCCUUUUUCAACGUCACGAACAAUGCACUGAAGCGGGCAAUGGUGGAGCGUGGGCAUCUCGUGAGGCAGCUUCAGCGCUACUGUGAGGCUUUCAUGAAAAACUUUCAGUACUGGCACCAGUCCAAACUUCAGGCGGCAUUGCCAGGGCAUGGGGGAAAGGCAGUGGCAGCGGCGACAGUAGGGGCUGCUUCAGCGGAUACGGACGUCAAGGCCUUGCCAAAUAUAGCCAGCUUGCCGGUUACACGCGCCUCAUGUGUCGCAGCACAUGGGGAGGCCGAUUUGCAGUUUACGGGCGCUGCUGGGCGCCUUGACGCGCAGGAGGUGCGAUGGCAGGAGCAGCAGUUACCGGAAAGCGCGGCUUUCUAUAUGGCACAGGGGCUUGCGCGGAAGGGGCUACAACUGCCGGAGUCAACACCCCCCCUCUCUCCCUCUGUGUGCACGCACGCGGAAGCAAGCGGGAGGAGCACGAGGCAAAAAAUAAGCGCGAAGAAGCAUCUCUGA